This is a messenger RNA of Paracoccidioides brasiliensis Pb18, 3660 nucleotides long. RefSeq lists its product as uncharacterized. Gene Ontology annotation, cellular component: plasma membrane. The transcript is spliced from 4 exons. Gene Ontology annotation, molecular function: protein binding; guanyl-nucleotide exchange factor activity. Gene Ontology annotation, biological process: positive regulation of GTPase activity; Ras protein signal transduction. The record is from RefSeq and is a predicted model, not a curated record. The coding region runs from base 1 to 3660 and encodes 1219 amino acids.
AUGUAUCUUUCUCGAAAUGCUGUCCCACUGACGGUCAACUCGAAAUCCGUUUUGAAUGCGAAAUCCGGCAAUUUUGCCUCAGCUGCCUUUCACUACACUGAAGGCCAACCAUCUUCCAACGACGACUCCCGGUGCCAUUCCAACAACCAAACCUUCUCCCACACACACAUGGCGACACUUCACGGAGGCGAUGCAUACAAUACUACAAACAACAACGGGGGAGCUGAAGAAGCAUACAACUCUCCCAUAGAAUCUCCACCCGCUCUAUAUGUUCGUGCUCUAUAUAACUACACUGCAGACGACCAGACAAGUUUGAGCUUCCGCCAGGGUGACAUUAUACAAGUGUUGAAUCAGCUGGAUACUGGAUGGUGGGAUGGUGUUAUUGGUGAUGUGCGUGGCUGGUUCCCAAGCAACUACUGUGCAGUUGUAACGGAACCAGAUUCAAUAGGCUUUGGCAGCCAAUUUGGCCAUGAGGGCGGCGACACCAGCGCUGAAUCUGGAGCUGAUGACUACGACGAUGUGGACGAUGAUUUGGAUUCUGAAGGAAACCCCAAAGACGAUCAACCAAUCCUCCUUCCCAUUGAGGGUGUAAGAGGUUCAAAAGGCUCAGAACAGGAAGAAGCUGCCUUCUGGAUCCCACAGGCCACUUCUGACGGACGACUAUUCUACUUCAACACCUUGACUGGUCGAAGUACCGCAGAGCUUCCGCUGGAGACUCCCAUAUCUGCAACGGAGUCCGGCCCACGAGAUCGGACAAAUAUAUAUCUUCCCGAGCAGACACGGGCCCCACCGGAAGUAAUGGUUGGCGGCAUCGACCGCGAGGAGGAUGAGUACGAUGGUUCGGGCUCAGAGGCUGAAGGAGAAUCUUUGAUCCGCUCCUCACACGGCUCCUCAUCAAGACGACGGCGGUCGUUUAUUUCCGACGGCAUGUCCCCUGCCACUUCACUGGACUCGAUGAAUGCAUCGCCCAUAGCGAAACCAUAUUCUGAAACAAAGAACGCGCACCACCUACCACAUCCCGCUAGUCAGUUGGUACCGAAUAGUGGCAUGUUUACGCGUGCUACCAAUGGCCAUUCCGCGCAAAGCGAUCGCAUUACUGCUCCCUCAAUCUCAUCAACUAUUCCCCGCAAUUUCCUCGAUGAUGCCUUGUCUACACCUAUUACUUGGAAUACCCUUGUGUCGAAUAUGCGCCAAGCCAUUGACGCCUAUAGGCGUGCGAUCAUGGAGGGCAAUCGUGCUCAAUAUGUAAGGCUCGCUGAAGAUAUUUCAGACCACCUCAGGUUGUUACUUGCCGCGGGCUCAGACACGACUGAUAACCAUUCUGGAAAUCCUUCUAUCAUCUCCACAAACAAACCAUUAUAUCCCCAUUUUCGUGAUAUGAUGUCGAAAUUCUCGAAGCUUGUGCUCUCCUCCCAUAUUGCCGCAGCUGAUUGGCGAAGCCCAGAUUCUGACGCUAAAUGUUUGCAGGAGGCCGAAGGGGUUUUACAUGGUGUCUACGGCUACGUUGAAGUCGCUAAGCAACAGCGAGGUGAUGAGAUUAGCCGUCUAGUGCCUGGAUUUGUACAUGGGAGUUCCUCCUUUGGUGGCCAUUGGCAAAACAACAAUGUGGGAACCAGGAAUUCACCCGUAUUUUUGGAUCACGCGAACCGAGAUAUGGGCCAUGAGCCAGCUAUGGUGCUUGACUCAAGCAUCAUCGACAGAAUCGAAAACCUCAAGAGCACUCUUGCUGCAAGCGCCCGGAGACUGGAAGACCAACUGGUUCUCUCAGAAAAGACUGUUACCUCCAGAGUGCACCUGGCCAUUUCAGACGCUGUGUGCGCUGCUGGAACUAAAGUCGUCGAAUGCUUUCAACCCUGGAUGUCGCUUGUGGAAUCCAUCGACCUUGCUCCUCUCGAUCGCAGUUCCCAGAACCCCCAGCUAGUCGACUUUAGCUUCCAGAAACAACGGGCAUAUGAUGGCGUUGCUGAUUUGGUGCUUAGUUGCCAAGCCGUUUCUGCGCCUCUGGGUGAUGAGUGGUCAGAACUAAGAGGGGAUACACUUGAAACUCGAUUGGCUAGUGUGAGAUGUGUCUGCCGCCAACUACAAAAUUACAUGACCCAAAUCGGUUUCUCCUUGACUCUACUACUCGAACAAGCUCCUUCGGAGCCAACAAUAACUCGAGAUGUUGGGACAUCAUCCAAGGUUCCGUCGGGAUCUAUUGGAGUGCCCUCGUCAUAUACCCCAGCUGAGAGACAGCCGGUCAAAACUCGAGCAAAUAUCGACAAGGCGCAGCGAUUCUUCGGAGACACUAUCCCCACUGAACCAGCGAACCCUUGGUUCUUAAACAUUGAUCAUGAAUCAGAGGUUUUCUAUGACAACAAGGGAGAUGUACCGACACUCAAAUGUGGUACGCUGGCUGGACUGGUGGAACAUCUUACCCGACAUGACAAAUUGGACACGUCUUUUAACGCUACUUUCCUUCUAACAUAUCGCUCCUUUACAACUGCAUCUGAGUUAUUCGAAAUGCUCGUACACCGCUUCACCUUGCAGCCACCGUAUGGUCUGGACCAAGCAGACCUCCAAAUCUGGACAGAACAAAAACAAAUCCCAAUCCGCAUUCGCGUCGUUAACAUCAUGAAAAACUGGUUUGAGAAUUACUGGAUGGAGCCUAACGACGAUGCGAACUCACGCCUCUUGCAACGCGUAUACGCAUUUGUCAAGGACUCCGUUUCUAAAACGAAAACACCCGGUUGCCAGCAACUACUCAGCCUGAUUGAUCAACGCAUGCGUGGUCAAGACACCUCAGCAAAACGCAUGGUUCCCACCAUCAGCGCCAACGCGCCCCCGUCCAUCGUCCCCAAGAACAUGAAAAGGCUGAAAUUCCUGGACAUCGACCCUCUGGAGUUCGCGCGGCAGCUUACACUUGUUGAAUCGCGGCUUUAUGCAAAGAUAAAGCCGACAGAGUGUCUGAAUAAGACGUGGCAGAAGAAAUUAGCGCCUGACGAGCCGGAUCCUGCGGCGAAUGUGAAAGCACUGAUUUUGCAUUCGAAUCAGCUGACGAAUUGGGUUGCGGAGAUGAUUUUACAUCAGCAGGACGUUAAGAGGAGAGUUGUUGUUAUUAAGCAUUUUGUUUUGAUUGCUGAUAAAUGCCGCGCUAUGAACAACUACUCAACACUGACGUCGAUCAUAUCGGCUCUUGGUACAGCACCAAUCCACCGAUUGAGCCGAACAUGGGCUCAAGUCAGCGCCAGGAUAUCAGCGAUUCUAGAGAAUCUGCGCCGGCUUAUGGCUAGCACUAAAAAUUUUGGGGAAUACCGCGAGGCUCUGCAUCUUGCUAACCCGCCCUGUAUUCCAUUUUUCGGCGUCUACCUAACAGACUUGACCUUUAUCGAAGACGGAAUCCCUUCCCUAACUCAAUCGCAUCUCAUAAACUUCAAUAAACGCGCCAAAACUGCAGAGGUCAUCCGCGACAUCCAACAGUACCAGAACGCACCCUACCUUUUUCACUCUGUGCCCGAGUUGCAGGAUUACAUGCUCAGCAACAUGCAAGCGGCUGGCGAUGUGCAUGAGAUGUACGACCGCAGUUUGGAGGUUGAGCCACGAGAGAGAGAGGAUGAGAAAAUUGCUAGGUAUGGACGAUUGAAUGAUGCUUCUGUUUUUGCAUUGAUGGGUUCUGGUUGA